Messenger RNA from Dreissena polymorpha, 1933 nucleotides. RefSeq names its product neuronal acetylcholine receptor subunit alpha-2-like. The record is from RefSeq and is a predicted model, not a curated record. The transcript is spliced from 2 exons. Lineage: Eukaryota; Metazoa; Mollusca; Bivalvia; Myida; Dreissenidae. Gene Ontology annotation, cellular component: neuron projection; synapse; membrane. Gene Ontology annotation, molecular function: extracellular ligand-gated monoatomic ion channel activity; neurotransmitter receptor activity; transmembrane signaling receptor activity. The coding region runs from base 163 to 1551 and encodes 462 amino acids. Gene Ontology annotation, biological process: chemical synaptic transmission; regulation of membrane potential; nervous system process.
UGUUUUAAUUACAAAAUGUUACAACUGAAUCUGGGUAUAAAUCAUAGCUUGUGCGUUUCAUAUUUAUGCUUUUCAGUUCUGCGCCUGUGAUAGAAACUAACUUAUUGUCUUCGAUUUAAAAAAACUGAUACCAUUUUGCAGGGUUUACGAGUAAGACAUUCGAUGGCGACAAUCUGCUUCGCUCUUGCGACUACGCUGAUGGUACUGAUGGCGUCAUACAGAGGACUUCACGCUCAGAUGAUCACGGAUGCUAAACGUUUGUUAACCAAUUUAAUGCAGAAUUACGACAACAAUUUCCGACCUGUGUUAAACCAGUCGAAACCAGUUGUUGUAUAUACUGGGUUAGAUCUCAUCUCGAUUCAAGAUUUUAACGAAGUCGACGAGAAAAUAUCGUUUACGGCCAUUCUAUUACUUGAAUGGUACGAUGAGCAACUUAUUUGGAAUCCCAAGGAUAAUGGUGGUAUUAAAAGCCUCAAUAUUGACGUCAACAUGAUUUGGACUCCGCAAAUGAUGCUAACAAACAGUGUCGGGAAAAUAGACCGUAUCUCUCAGGAUUGGCAUGCAGUGAGUGUUACUGACUUGGGACGUUGCUUUUAUUAUAUUGGCAACGUGUUUACUUCAUCUUGCGAUGUCGACGUUACUUUUUAUCCAUGGGAUAAACAGACAUGCAGUUUUGAGUUCAUGCCGGCCAAUUACGACACCAGUAAGAUCAAGCUUUCUCCAUCCGAAAGCAACGUGUUGUUGAACCACUACUCUGGGAAUGGCGCAUGGGAUCUCGUUAGUACCGGUGUGAAAACACAACUAGGCGAUUACAUGGUGGUGUUCGAGAUUGAGGUAGAGAGAAAGCCGCGAUUUGUGAUAGUAAAUGUGAUACUUCCACUGAUAUUCAUGUCUGUUUUGAAUAUCAUGGUCUUUUUGAUACCCACUGAGUGCGGAGAGCGCAUCUCCUACUGUCUGACUGUGCUGCUAUCAAUUGCUGUCUUCUUAACACUGGUGGGAGACAACCUCCCGAAGAACUCAAGCCCGAUGUCGCUUUUUAGCUACUAUCUGGUGUCGGUGCUCGUCAUCAGCGUCGCCAUCACGCUCGCUGUCAUAUGCAGCCUGCACUUGUACCACAGAAGUGGCAGGCAACCGGCGGCCGCGUGGAGAGCAAUUGCCGGCUGUCUUGGCUGCGGUUGUGCUCGGCGGACAGCGCCAGGCAGUUCAUACACGACUAAUCGAAGCGAUGAUGAACCGUUUGAGAGGACAGAACAGGCGAAGUACAGUGGUUCCCACGAUAUGAAUUUAAUGCCGUACCCGACAUACACUCGUGGAGUAAUAAUGGACCGACCAUUAUAUAUUAACAGGGGUUUGUCUUCAGAUCGUCCGGAGACCACAAAACGACCGAGGGCAGAAAUGCGCGACGAUGAAACGAGUAGCGCAUUCGUGGAAAUUACGUGGGCAGAUGUGAGCGUUGCCUUGGAUAAAGUAUUUUUCGUGUUUUUCGUUCUUAUUUUAAUAACUGACACGCUCUUCUUUAUGUUAAUGAUUUACCACAAUGUAACCCUAUAAAAGUGUAACAAUAAACGCAUUUUAUUGAAUGGUUCCAAACAAAAACAGAAAUUUGAAAGUAAGUAUGUAAUUAAAUAUGAUAUGUAAAAUAUAAUUUUAAAAUAUAAUUUUACAUUAUGGUGCUCAAUCUAGAAAAUUUACAUGAACAUUGAUAUGUUUCAUGUUGACACUAUCUUGUUGUUUUAUAUUUUAAAGUUUAGUUUAGAAAUAUGUUCAUGUAUAGCAAUUUUUACGCAACAGGAGGUCCAAUGCUAGCGAUUAGCUAUGGUGCACCUCAAUGGUAGUUUGCUGUUAUUUUCGUCAGAAUACUAUUUAUAAUAAAUUUUUAAAUGAAACAAUGUAGAUUUAUGUAUUAAUUUGAAUGAAUUGGAAACAUUCCUUU